UCUAUCCGCAUAUCCUCCGUCAGAUCAGAUUCCAUCUCAUCUUCUUCCCCCACUUUAUCCUCUUUCAAAUCUUCCACAUAUAAAUAACCACUCAAUCAAACCCUAACUUCAUCAUCAAUCUUCAUCUUAUCAUCCAAAUCCAAUCUUCAAUCACCAUGGCUGAAGAACAACUGCCGCCUGAUCAAAUUAAACUCAUUCACAAGCUUAAUUUGUUCAAAAUCAAAGGCAGAGAUAAACACAAUCGCAAAAUCUUACGAAUUGUCGGAAAAAACUUUCCAGCUAAGAGUUUGACCGUUGACCUGUUGAAAAAAUAUCUAGAAGUGAAAAUUUUCCCCAAACUUGAACGACCGUUUGUGGUGGUUUACGUUCACACUGAUGUUCAGAAGAGCGAGAAUUUCCCUGGAAUAUCCGUUCUCCGGUCAGUUUACGACGCGAUUCCGAUGACCGUGAAACAAUAUCUUGAGGCGGUUUACUUUGUUCAUCCGGAUCUGCAGUCCAGAAUUUUUCUGGCUACAUUUGGCCGGCUUAUCUUCACCGGAGGGUUAUAUGCAAAGCUGAGAUUUGUGAGUCGAUUGGCGUAUCUGUGGGAACAUGUGAAAAGGAACGAGAUCGAGAUCCCAGAGUUUGUCUACGAUCAUGAUGAGGAUCUGGAGUACCGUCCGAUGAUGGAUUACGGGAUAGAGAGUGACCACGCUAGAGUUUAUGGAGCGCCCGCGGUUGAUUCCUCUGUGGCGGCUUAUUCCAUGAGGUGUAUCUCAUAGGGGAAAUAGUUGUUUUUUCUUUUGUUUUUGAAAAUAGGUGCUAAAAGAAGUGCAAUAUAUAGUAUUUAGCAAUAUUUCGGGUGUUGUAGUAUGUUGAUAACGGGCUUUUCUUAUAACAUUCAUUGUUCUAGUUUUCUUUUGUAAAAAUUAUUUGAUAAAUUCUUUGUAAUUAGUAUCUUUUAAAUAAAUUUAUGAAUUAUAUUGUA
Molecule: messenger RNA, 967 nt
Organism: Helianthus annuus (common sunflower)
Lineage: Eukaryota; Viridiplantae; Streptophyta; Magnoliopsida; Asterales; Asteraceae
Product: ganglioside-induced differentiation-associated protein 2
Exons: 3
Coding region: 156-761 (201 amino acids)
Source: RefSeq, a predicted model, not a curated record